UGAAAUUCAAGAAGCGAGCGAGCGAGGGAGAGAGAAAGAGAGAGAUUUUCUUCCUUUUAUUCUUACGAUCUCGAUCUCCAUCUCCAAUCUCGAAAUGCAAAAGUUAGGGUUUCCGUUGAUAAAGAGGUUCGAUCAGCACCGAUCGGCGUCCGGAUCGGCAAACACGUUCUCCUUCUCCUCCCGCCAGCCUCCAGAUUCCACCUCUUCUGGAAGUUUCGCAAAUUUGAAGCUUACUGCAGAGAAAUUGGUGAAGGAACAGGCUUCUAUGAAAACUGAUCUCGAAUUGGCGAAUUCUAAGCUGAAAAAGUCAAUGGACCAUAUCCGUGCCUUAGAAGAAAAGUUGCAGAACGCUUUUAAUGAGAAUGCAAAGCUCAGAGUAAGGCAAAAGGAAGAUGAGAAGCUUUGGAAAGGAUUGGAAUCCAAGUUCUCUCCGACAAAGACUCUGUGUGAUCAACUUACUGAGACUCUACAUCACUUGGCAUCCCAAGUUCAGGAUGCUGAGAUGGAUAAGGUGCGUUGUGAGAGCAAAAUUUCUGCUAGUUCGGAAGCAAUAGACUCUUUAAACAGGCAAAUGCAAGAGCUAUGUUUAAGAUUAGGUGCCGCAGAAGAAAACAUCAAAAGCCGUGACAAUGAGCUGGAGGAGCUCAAGACUGAGAAAGAGCAGAUGAAAAAAUGUUAUUUGGAUGAGCAGUGCCGAACAGCCAGUCUCAUCGAGGAGAAAGAUGCAAUGAUAAGGAAUUUUGAAUCAACCAGUGCUGAAAGGAAACUCAAUAUUGAAAAUUUGAACUGCCAACUCGGGAAGGUGGGCCAUGAGUUAAGGAUGAAAGAUGAUGAGAUCAAAUGCCUUGUUGCCAUCCAGGAGAAAUUGGAGAAUGAAAAGAGGAAAGCUCAAUUAAAUGCGGAUGAACUAUCUGAAAAACUGGUUAGCUCAGGCCAGGAGGUCAAGAAGCUUGACGGAUUUGUCCAUGCAAUAGUAUCAGAGUUCGGUGAAUUGGACAAAAAGAACUUCAACCUCAUGGAGAAGUUUGACAAGCUAAAUGGUCUGUAUGACACUUACUUCCUCUUUCUCCAAAAGGAAAGAGAUCUUGCUUCUGACCGAGCUCAAAGGUCAUUCCAUCAAUACCACAACAAGCUCUUGAGUGAAACUUCACGGAAAGAAGCCUUGCAAUCAGCAUGCCAAGAACUAAAUGAAAAAAUAGUUGAACUUGAGAAAGCAAAAGGGUUCGUAGCGUCCCAACUUGCUGAAGAACGAAGCACUGCAAAGCAGACAAUCAAGAAACUGGAGUCAGAAGCAGAAAGUCUUGCUUCAAAAAACAUUGAAACAGAAACAGUGAUUUCAAAGCUGAAAGAGGAAAUAGAAACUUUGCUGGAGAAUCUGAGGGCAUCAGAGAAUAAAACGCAUGAACUGUCAUUAAAAAUUUCGUCAUUAGAGUUGGAGAGCAAAGAGCAGUCUGAGAAACUGAUGUCUGAUACUAAGACUAAGGUUGAACAAAUAGAGAUCUUGCAGAAAGAGAGCGAGGACUGUCAGUUGCAUGCAGAUUCAUUAGUGAAAGAGGUGAACCAGCUCCAAAGCAUCUUAGAGGAGAAAGAUCUGAUUAUCCUGCAGUGCAAGGAGAAUGAGAAGAAGCUAGACCAACACAUCACAGAGGACAAGGCGUUGCUGGUUGCUGCUGAAACCAAGCUUGAAGAAGCCAAGAGACAGUACGAUCUGAUGCUGGAGAAUAAACAAUUGGAGUUAUCAAGACACUUGAAAGAAUUAUCUCAGAGGAAUGACCAGGCAAUUAACGAGAUCAGGAGGAAGUAUGAUGUGGAGAAACAGGACAUUAUUAACGUGGAGAAGGAAAAGGUUGAAAAGGUUGUCAAAGAAUUGUCCAUGAAAUAUGAUAAAGAACUAGCAGAUUGUAAAGAAGAAUCAGGGAGACAGUUGCGGACUGUUCAGGAGGAACAUGCUUCUCUGAUCAUUAGUAUUAAGCAGGACUUUGAGAAUAAGGAGCUCAAUCUUAAAGCAAAGCAUGAUGAGGAGAUGAGGCGAGCUCAGAUUCUGGCUGAAAAUGAAUUGAAAACGAGGAUAACAGCACUCAGGAAUGAGCAUGAAGUUCAGUUGAAAGCGUUCAAGUGUCAGUACGAAGAUGAGUGCAGGAAGCUUCAAGAAGAAUUAGACCUUCAAAAGUCUAAAGAAGAGAGGCAGAGAGCUUUGUUGCAACUGCAGUGGAAGGUUAUGAGUGACAAACCACCUGAAGAGCAAGAAGUAAACUCUAAGAGGGAGUAUUCAGUUUCAUCCAUAAAAGUUAGAGAAUCACGUCCCGGUGGUAGCAAAAGAAGCCAGCACAUAUCAGUGAGGGGUGACGGCGAUGAACAGGAUUCCCCUUUUGUCAAGGCAACAGGAACACCCGUGUCACAAUUGCUUAAGAAAGUUGAAAAUGCUAACACAGGGAGCAUAAUGAGCAUUCCUAAGCACCAUCACAAGGUAACUCGUCGUGAGUAUGAAGUUGAGACCAAUAAUGGGAGAACAAUAACAAAACGGAGAAAGACAAGAAGCACAGUCAUGUUCGAGGAGCCACGAAAACACAAGGCAAGGACUACACCUAGAGCAAAGACCCCCAAAAGUAUCAUUAAGGUAACAACCACAAGUGGGCCUCCACGCUCUUCAAAUAUAGGCGACUUGUUUUCAGAAGGCUCCCUCAACCCAUAUGCUGAUGAUCCCUAUGCAUUUGACUGAAAGGGUUUACAUACAGGGCAAGUUGAUGCCAAUCCCAUAAGACAGUUGAUCACAAAUGCUUUCUAUACUGUUUUUUUUCUCUCUAAAGGAUGGA
Tarenaya hassleriana is the source of this 2813-nucleotide messenger RNA. RefSeq names its product synaptonemal complex protein 1-like. The record is from RefSeq and is a predicted model, not a curated record. Gene Ontology annotation, biological process: reciprocal meiotic recombination. The transcript is spliced from 19 exons. Lineage: Eukaryota; Viridiplantae; Streptophyta; Magnoliopsida; Brassicales; Cleomaceae. Bases 95 to 2719 code for a protein of 874 amino acids.